CAACAAAACCCCAGAGAAAGCGAAAACCUCUUCUUCCUCUCUCUCUCUCUCCGUCAAAUUCAGUUGCGAAAAAUGGAUUUUCAGGUUGUGAUUCUCGCCGGCGGCUUCUCCAGUAAUCUUCAGCCCUUAGUCUCCAAGGAAGUCCCUAAGGCGCUUCUCCCCGUGGCGAAUCGUCCGGUGUUAUCUUACGUUCUGGAUCUGCUCGAGAGUAGUAAUCUCAAGGAUCUGAUCGUCGUUGUUGAAGGAGAAGAUGCUGCUCUGAAAGUCGGUGGAUGGAUAUCUUCUGCCUGCGUUGAUCGUUUACAUGUUGAGGUUGCUGCUGUUGCUGAGAAUGUUGGAACUGCUGGAGCCCUCAGGGCGAUUGCACACCACUUGACUGCCAAAGACAUUCUGAUUGUAAGUGGAGACAUUGUUUCUGAUGUUUCUCCUGGUGCUGUCGCCGCCACUCAUAGAAGACACGAUGCAUCAGUUACUUCAAUGCUUUGUGCUGAGCCAGUCAGUGGACCAUCAGAAUCCGGGGUUGCUGGCGGGAAAGAUAAAACCAAGAAACCUGCUUGCUAUGAUAUCAUAGGGCUUGAUUCCUCGAAACAAUUCUUGUUACACAUAGCAACAGCGGCUGAGAUUAAGAAAGAUACCCGAAUUAAAAAGAGCAUUCUCUGUGCGGCUGGCAAGAUGGAAAUUCGAUCAGAUCUCAUGGACUCUCAUAUAUAUGCCUUCAAGAGAUCAGUCCUGCAGAAAGUUUUGGAUCAAAAACCUACUUUCCGGAGCCUAAAACAGGAUGUACUCCCAUAUCUUGUUCGUACACAGCUGAGAUCAGAGGUCUUCCCUGACGAAAAAACUGUAGAAGACAAUGGAAAGAAUAAUAUGCAGAACAACGAGGUGGUUUUGUCUCAUAUUCUCUCCAACGCAUCUUUGCCAAGCUUUCAUCAAGUUUAUGAAUCAGGCCUGAACAGCCGAAAGACCUAUAAAUGCUGUGUUUAUAUAGCGGAUGAAAGUAAGUAUUGCGUCCGGUUAAAUAGCAUUCAAGCCUUCAUGGAUGUAAACAGAGAUGUUAUUGGUGACGCAAACCACCUAUCCGGAUACACAUUUUCAUCUCAUCACAACAUUGUCCACCCAUCAGCUGAGCUUGGAUCAAAAACCACAGUUGGCCCUCAUUGUAUGCUUGGAGAAGGCUCUCAAGUCGGUGAUAAAUGCAGUGUCAAAAGAUCCGUAAUUGGGAGACAUUGCCGGAUAGGCUCCAAUGUGAAGGUGGUUAAUUCAGUUGUGAUGGACCAUGCCACAAUAGGAGACGGAUGCUCAAUACAAGGCUCAGUGAUUUGCAGCAAUGCGCAGCUUCAAGAGCGUGUUGCUCUAAGAGACUGCCAAGUGGAAGCAGGCUAUGUAGUUUAUGCCGGGGGUGAGCAUAAGGGAGAGACCUUCGCCAGAAAAUGAUAGCAUUCAUUCGUUUGGUGAGCAGAGCGGUGAUGAGAAGAGUGAGAAGUCAGGUUUUGUUGAGCUUUUAAGAGUGAGAUUUUUCAUUGCUAUGUUUUGUUGUUAGGAUUUGGUAUUUUGCUGUUCAAACUCAAACUUGAUGAAGCCUUGAAACUAUUUUUGUACCGAAACACUUUCAUGUAAGAUCUAAAAUUUGUUUUUGGUA
This is a messenger RNA of Brassica oleracea var. oleracea, 1636 nucleotides long. RefSeq names its product translation initiation factor eIF-2B subunit gamma. The coding region runs from base 73 to 1431 and encodes 452 amino acids. NCBI's taxonomy places the organism in Eukaryota, Viridiplantae, Streptophyta, Magnoliopsida, Brassicales, Brassicaceae. Gene Ontology annotation, biological process: cytoplasmic translational initiation; biosynthetic process. Gene Ontology annotation, cellular component: guanyl-nucleotide exchange factor complex; eukaryotic translation initiation factor 2B complex. The transcript is spliced from 13 exons. Gene Ontology annotation, molecular function: guanyl-nucleotide exchange factor activity; translation initiation factor activity. The record is from RefSeq and is a predicted model, not a curated record.